UCCCCCUUUGCCGCCAGCUGUUGCAGCCGGGCUGGUGCCGCGCCCGGGCGGAGCGCGCGCGGAAAGUCAGACCCUGGGGAAGGGGGGGAGCUGAUCCUGCGCCCGGACACACACACACACACAGAUUGCACCCACGCCCUGCUCUUCACUUCACUUCACUUCGCAAUGCUGGGUCCGUUUGCACUCAAAGGAAUCCGCACCACGAACGUUUCUGUAUGCCCAGAAAAUAUGGCCGAAGCUCCAGCUAGCUCUCCCAAAGUGGUCCUUUUCCGCCAGAAGAAGCGAGGGGGGCUGACCUACCGCAUCCCAGCCCUCCUCUACCUGCCCUCCGAAUCCACCUUCCUGGCGUUUGCAGAGGAGAGAUCGUCACCCCGAGACGAAGACGCCAAGUUUCUGGUGAUGAGACGCGGGCAGAAGAAGGAAACAACGGUCCAGUGGGGUCCGGUGGAGGCGCUGGAGACCGCCAUGUUGCCCGGCCACCGCACCAUGAACCCUUGCCCGGUUUAUGACAGAAAAACUGGCACCAUUUUCCUCUUCUUCAUUGGCGUCCAGACCUACAUUACAGAGGGGCACCAAAUCCGGACGGGGAGGAACGCGGCCAGGCUGUGCUACGUCUCCAGCCAAGACGGCGGCCACACCUGGAGCCAGGUGACCGACCUGACAGACCAGGUGAUUGGGGACGACUUGAGAAACUCCACUUUUGCUGUCGGGCCAGGCCACGGCGUCCAGUUGACCUCCGGGCGGCUGGUGGUUCCGGCCUACGCCUACUACAUCCACAAGCGUUUGUUCGGCCGCCCCCUGGGCUGUUGGAUCAAGCCCCAUAGCUUCACCUUCUACAGCGACGACGGCGGGAGACACUGGGCCCGGGGCCAGCUCCUCAAAACCUUGCGCACCUCGGAGUGCCAGGUGGCGGAGCUCACCUGCCCGGACAAUAGCCAAGUCUUGUACUGCAGUGCCCGCACCCUGCACAAGUACCGGGCGGGCGCAGUCUGUGUGGACCACGGAGACCAAUUCGUGAACCCCUCCCUGUGUAAAGAGCUGUACGAGCCCCCCCGGGGGUGUCAAGGGAGCGUGGUGAGUUUCUCCCCCAUGCUGGAGUCCCUGGAUCUGAGUCGGCAGGAAGAGGCUCGCAAACCGACUCCUCGGGCAUCGGAUGCCCAGCCGUUCUCGGCCUCCCUCAAGAGCGCCGCGUCGUGGCUGAUUUUCUCCCACCCCACCAACAGGCGCACGCGGACGGAUCUGGGCAUCUACUUGAACACGUCCCCCUUGGAUCCGGGGUCGUGGAAAGCCCCCUGGGUGCUGAACCCGGGGCCCAGCGGCUACUCGGACCUGGCCAUCUGCGAGGAGGGCAACGCGCAGAUGUUCGGCUGCCUGUUUGAGUGCGGAGCGUCCUGCGAGUGUGAAGAGAUUGCUUUUCGGCUGUUCACGGAUGUCGAGCUCUUGAGGAACGUGGGGGAAAGUUGCUCCGGCCCCCGUUCGCCCCCAGAGGCGUAGGUGCCCAAGGCCAACCUCCAGAAGACUUUCAUCUCACGGACAGACACCUUUCUUCUUUGCCUUCGCUCCACCGUUGGCUUCCUUGUAGGACGUCAAGACUUUCACAACAGGAGCUGCUGCCUCUGGCCUUUGUCGUUGGGUGCCUGGAACAACGCACAAACUUCUACGGAAGUUCACCGAUCGAUCCAAACGGGGCAGUCGCAAGCCAAAGAUCCUUCCGUGACCUCAGGGGUUGCCACGCAUGACCGUCAGCUGUGAUCUUGUGACAGGCUUGCCGUUCAUAUUUCAGGGUUACAGUCAUUAUAGCCAGAGCUGUGUGGAAUUUGUAUAGUGCCUCUCCCCCCCACCCUUUUUGGCUUCUCCUUUUCAGUUUUAAUGAAGCAGUUUCUUAAAGCUGCCCCAGAAACAGAUUCAAAACAGACAUUUUGUCCCUGUCGCUGUUCCUUGUGGCUGUUU
Molecule: messenger RNA, 1950 nt
Organism: Pogona vitticeps (central bearded dragon)
Lineage: Eukaryota; Metazoa; Chordata; Lepidosauria; Squamata; Agamidae
Source: RefSeq, a predicted model, not a curated record